CAAUUGAUUUUAUUCAUAAGUUAUUGUAAAUGGGAAGAGAAUAAAUUUUUCCCAUUAUCACGUACACCCUGAUUACCUUCAGAGGUAGGUGAUUGUUACCCAGGUGUUGCUAAUGGAUGACUUAGCUCAGUUGUAAUGUGGGUGGGAAAAGGAGGCAAGUCUAAGUUCUUCUUCUUUCUUCUCUGUAGCUUAGCUGGCAUAGACAGCACCUCCGGGUGCUUCUGAUGGCGUGAAGGUAGCUCUCUGCUCUGAUGACACCACUUCGAGGUAAUUUUGUAUUGGCCUCAUGGCCUCAGUUCCGCUCCAUUAUAGUAGGAAGAGGAAGGACAGACAGCAGCCAACAAGCUGCUGUACCGGGGGGGAAUGGACAGAAGGGACGGCAGCCAAUCGGCCACUGUACCUGGAGAGGAUGGACAGAAGGGAUGGCAGCCAAUGGGCUGCUGUACCUGGAGGGAAUGGACAGAAGGGAUGGCAGCCAACAGGCUGCUGUGCCUGGAGAGGAUGGACGGCAGCCAACGGGCUGCUGUAUCAGAAGGGAGAGGAUGGCAGCCUACGGGCCUCUGUACCCAGAGAGGAUGGAUGGCAGCCACCGGGCCACUGUACCAGAGAGAAGGGACGCCAGCCAAUGGGCCGCUGUACCCAGAGAGGAUGGACGGGGAUGUAUGGCAGCCAACAGAACGCUAUACAGGAGGGACAGAUGGCAGCUGUACCAGGAGUGGAGAACAGGGACGUACAGCAGCCAAUGGGCCGCUGUACAAGGAGGAGGAAGGUUGGGAGCGGAAUGCUAUGGUCUGGGGCUGGUCCAGUAUUUAAAUACUCUCCCAAAAUAGAGGGGUUGGAGAUCAGCCACCACCAGAGGCAGUAAGAAUCCUCUCGAUGCACGGAAGAAGGUAACAUAUUCAAGUGUCGCAGCCACACCAAAGAUGGUAUGCACUCCAGUUCCAAUGGUGAUACCACAAAUACCUUGGGGAUUACCAUAUAAUAUGUGGAGUAAUCCACAAUAUUACAAUCAAGUGUUUC
Molecule: messenger RNA, 1020 nt
Organism: Nilaparvata lugens (brown planthopper)
Lineage: Eukaryota; Metazoa; Arthropoda; Insecta; Hemiptera; Delphacidae
Exons: 2
Coding region: 287-865 (192 amino acids)
Source: RefSeq, a predicted model, not a curated record